Messenger RNA from Thermothelomyces thermophilus ATCC 42464, 3681 nucleotides. RefSeq lists its product as uncharacterized. Bases 272 to 3418 code for a protein of 1048 amino acids. The transcript has 3 exons. The record is from RefSeq and is a predicted model, not a curated record. Lineage: Eukaryota; Fungi; Ascomycota; Sordariomycetes; Sordariales; Chaetomiaceae.
CGUUCGUCUCUGCACGGCAUCGGUCUUUUCUCGUCGCGACACCCUGCCGCUUCCGGGGCUGGUCCAACACCUCUACAUGGGCUGUUGGCGAUUCACCAUUCGUGCGCAGUUGUCAACACCUCCGUCGAGUGUGCACAAAGUCAACCCCUGCGUUCACUCCCUCCUCCCGCGGUGCGCCGGGCCGUUGAUCACCAACUAGCACCGCGGUGACCAACCGCGAUCUGAUCCAAGGCGGCCGAGUCCGAGACACGCAGGUUUCCAGUCGUUCACCAUGUCUUCCUCCAACACCCAGUCGUCGCCUGAGAUCGCUCGGAAGGCCGUUCCGAGCGGCUCGACCUCCUCUUACACGUCGCCGACGAGUACAACAGAUACCGCACCGACCGUGACCACGGGUACCGCCAGGACCAGCACCAGCGAGGACUCCAAGUCAUCAUCCCCCUUCGAGUCCACUACCGGGUCGACAGCUCGGUCCCUGUCGCCCAUCGAACAGAGCUCGCCUCUCUUCGAUAUCGGCCCUUUGACAUCCAGCCCUCCAAGGGAAGACGAACCUCGCAAGGCGCCGGCGGUGCCUACCUCUCCGCCUCCGGCCCCGCCCGCAGUGCUCACCAACGUCCGCACACCAUCGCGCAUCCCCACCCUCACGUCGACCGAGGCGACGCCCCCGGACAGGACCCGGGCCGACAGGAGCCCGUCACCCGAGGGUCCCCCCUCGAUGGCCAAGCCGCAGCCGAACCGGCUUCAGCCUCGGCAUCUGUCUCCGAAUCCGAACGCCCGCGGGCGCAGCGUCUCUGCCCAGCCCCCGGCCAGCCGCGAGGUCGAGGCCGACGGCUCGCGGGCGGUGUCCAACCCGCUCGAGAGCCGGUCUCUAUCUAAACCUUCGAGCGAGGGCAGCCCGCCGGCCGCUCCCGACAAGCGCAAGAGGAAGAGCUGGUUUCCGGGCGUUCGGUUGCGGGCGAACUCGGACUCGAGCAAGCCAAAGAUCCCCAGGGCCUGGGUCAUGUCGCCGGAUAACCAAGUCGACUACAACACGGCACCUCUGGUUAACGGAGAGAAGGUCCCUGAGUUGUGGAACGAGGCCGGCAACGUUCUCGUCUACUUGCACCCCAAGGAGAGCAACCGCGGACCGUGCUUCAAGGUGCCGGAUCAUGUCUUCAGCUCGUCGGCCAGGCUGGUCGAGCUCUUGGUGACCGAGAUGAUGGCAGCCACGUCGACGUCCCAAGGUGCCGGGUACUUCGACGUCGCGCCGGUCGAGGGUCCCGUGACGGAAGGUCACCUGUACCUUCCCCUCGGCAACACCGAUCUCGAGCGCCUCGUCGCGGCCCGGAACCUGUUCGCGCUCCUGACGCACCAGCCCCUCGUCGGCACCACCGAGAACGGGACCCUGUUCGCUGCCGUCCUCCAAGUGGCCGGCCUGCUCCGGCGCUUCAACUUCUCCAGCUUCGACGGCUCCUCCUUUGGCGAACCGGUCGACACCGCCUUCGACUUCUUCAUGGACCGCACCGGCAUCGCCGAUCUGCGCCGCAGCCGGGAGAAGACCCUCGAGGCGCUCAUCUUGGCCGAGCAGAUGAAGUCGUGGAACCUGUACAACGAGGCCUUUGCGCACGCGGUGGGCAAGUACGAGUCGAUCCUCGAGCUCAAGUCGCCCCUUUACGAGCGCAUCUCGGUCAGCACCCGCCAGCGCCUGGACCGCGCCCACCUGGACCUGGUCAACCGCCUGGCCGGCGUCAACGCCCGGCUCGAGGCGUUCGAGUUCCCCUCGCUCUUUGCCGGCACCGCCAGCUCGACCUCGACCGAGGAGUACAAGAACGUCAAGUUCAAGGAAUGGCGCAACUCGUUCUCCAAGAUGAGGAACUUCGUCCUCGGCUACUACAAGGGCCUCUUCGGCAACUGGCCGCCCCGGGCCCGCAGCAAGAAGAACUACUUCUCGCAGAGCGGGCUGAACCGGGAGUGCCUGAAGAUCCUCUACUCGGACUGUUGCGCCCUGUACGACCUCCUGGUGGACCGCCAGUCCAUGACGCCCCGCGUCAUCGGGGAGGGGUACGAGGAGCCCGAGGAAGACAAGAAGGACAAGAAGGAAAAGAAGGCCGAGGACGCCUCCAUCUCCGCCCUCCGCAAGAUCCUCAGCGAGUUCGACAAGUCCUCGCCCCCUGUCCUGCCCCCGAUCCCCUUCGACGUCCCAAAGCUCCCCAGCAUGACGGCCAUCUACGAGAACUUCCACGAGCUGCCCGCCAAGAAGCAGGCCAAGUACAGCAAGGCCCUGCAGCCGCACGAGCUCCAGCUGAUGCUCAUCAAGUCGCGGAACAUCGACACGGAAACCCUCAGCAUGCCCUUCCUCCUUGCCUACAAAGACUUUGAGCUGCGGGAGGCCAAGGGCGUCAACCCAGCCGACCUGCCGGACCAGCGCAUCGGCUACUGGCUCUUCCUCUACGUCGUCCUGCAGUCCCUCCCCAUGCUGGUCGUCGACGCCCCUGGGCUGCGCUACACCGAGGGUGUCGAGUACUUCCUCUGUGAAGCCCCGCAGGGGAACCCCCCAUGGACGGACGAGGCGGGCCAGACCCGCAAGAUGUGGUUCCAGACGGGCAACUCCAACGUCGUCGAACUCUCCGCCGACGUCGUCAUGUUCUCGGUCGAGGGCACCUACAUGCGGUCGCACUGCUGGCUCGCAGCCAAAGAGUGGGACGCCGCAUCCUCCUCGGGGGCACCACCCGUCGGUGCCCCUCCGCUCGCCGCGUUCCGCGACAUGAACCCUUCCGGCGCCUCCCCUCCCUCCCGGCCACCUUCAUCCUCCUCGUCGACAAACGGCAACACCAGCGCCCGGACGACCCACCAACAACAGCAGCAAUACCAUCACCACUACAGCAGCACCAACAGCGGGAACUCGUCGCCGCAUCUCCGCCCCCGCGCGGGGUCGAUGACGACCAACGACCGCGCCCGCCAGGCAUUCCGCGCCAGCAUGGCGAUCGGGCUGGAGCCGCUGCCCAUGCCGGCCGCGCCGCCCGGCUUCGAGCGGGGCUCGAGGGUGAUGAGUAUCGGGUCCCUGUCCAGCGGCGGCGGCGGGAGCGCCGGGCGGUUGAGUCCCGCGUUCGGAAGUCCCGCGUUCGGAAGUCCCGCGUUCGCAAGUCCCGGUCCUGCUGCUGGUGGUGGGGAGAUGUACCAGCUCGGGCUGAGGGCCAGCCGGUCGGCCGCCAACCUCGGCCAGCUGGCGGGGCCCGCGGGCGCCGGCGCCGGCGGCAUCAGCAGCCAGCUGAGGAAGUCGAGCUACGGCGGUCUCGGACCGUCGAACCUCGGACCGGGCGGCGGCGGCGGCGAAGGCGGCGGCCCCGGCGGGAACGAGCCACUCGCCAAGGGGAGCACGUUUGAAGACAUUUUAAAGGGCAUGGACGGGAAGGAGAAGAAGAAGAAGAAGCUGUUUUUCUGAUCAAGCCAGCCAGCGUGUGUAGGGCGGUUGCGGGAUGCGGUUUCUUGGUAAAAAAAAAAAAAAACCAUCUUGGUCAGGCCUGCCUUUUUUUUAAAAAAAAUUUUUUUCUCUUUUGGCUUUCAUCCGCGAGGCAUCUGUAUAGAUGAUACCCCUAAUUUUAUUCCAUAGCCUUUUUGUCCGUCUCGCUCUGCAACUUGAUCCUGCUCGUUCUUAGCAUCCGGAGAACAGACAAAUAAGGCAAGCACUAGAAAAGAGAUGGAUGC